CAACCGGCCCUUAAAAAAACCACGCAACAGCCCCCCUUCUCUCCUCCUUUCUCUCCAAUUCCAACCACACCGGCAAUUAGAUAACAUGGCUCACCGCCUCACUCACCGCCGCAGCUUACCGGCACCGGAACCCAACCCAUCUUCCCAUCCCUUAGAUCCCACCCUAAAAAAGUCGCCCAAACCGACCAUAACCACUCAUCCAACAACCCGAAGCUCAGAUCCGUUAAUGGCUUCCAAGAAGCCCUUUUUCAUCACCAAUCGCUUCUCCAGAUUGAGCCUCAAUCACAAAACCCAAAAGCCUACCAACACCCAACACAGUAGAGACAUCCAUUUACAAGCCAAAGCUUUGACAGUUUCAGCUGAUGCUGAUUCCUCCAUUUUUUCACUUAUCAAAGCAAAUCAUCUGUUGGCCCAUGAAAAGGCUAAAGAGUCAUUAAAAGAAUCGGUCAGGAAAGCGUCAAAGGAUUUGGGUAGAAAGAAACAGCAGCAACAACAACAACAACAUCACCAAAGUUCAGUACUUGAUAGCAAGAAAUUAGCUUUGACGGUGAAGGAGAAACAGUUGAAGAAACGAGAUGAAGGGCAUGAUAAUGAUGAUAUGAAGAAGGCUUCAGCUUCAUUAGGCAGAAGGAGAUCCUUAGGCGGUUCACAAGUAGAGUUGGGUGAUAUUCUUGCAAAUUGUGGUGUCAAAAUUGUUUCAGUUGAUAUGCCACCGUUUAUGCAGAUCCAUGCGGUUGAUUGUGCAAGAAAGACUCACGAUAGCCUUGAAAAGUUCACUUCUAAAGCCCUUGCCCUUACUCUCAAGAAGGAGUUUGAUGGUGUCUAUGGACCGGCAUGGCAUUGUAUUGUGGGGACGAGUUUUGGGUCUUUUGUAACACAUUCAGUUGGUGGGUUUCUCUAUUUCUCAAUGGAUCAAAAGUUAUAUGUCCUCUUGUUCAAGACAAGUGUCCAAAGAGCUGAUUGAAGUGUGGUGACAAACAUAGAACAAAAUUUGGAAGUUAAAAGGCAUUUGUAGUAUAGCAAAACUUUUGGAAGCUUAAAGCCAGUGUUUAUCCAUUUGUAGCUUGUACAUUGUUUUUCAUAAGAACAAAAGAGUAGGAUAUUGAAGUCUUUGGCAAGUGGUCUAGCCUGUAUGACAUUCUUCUUCUAAUGUAUCGUUUUAGAAAUACAGAAUCCAUUAGCAGCUCAUAUUCCAAUCA
This is a messenger RNA of Gossypium arboreum, 1199 nucleotides long. RefSeq lists its product as uncharacterized. Gene Ontology annotation, biological process: microtubule-based process. Lineage: Eukaryota; Viridiplantae; Streptophyta; Magnoliopsida; Malvales; Malvaceae. The record is from RefSeq and is a predicted model, not a curated record. Gene Ontology annotation, molecular function: dynein light intermediate chain binding; dynein intermediate chain binding. Bases 86 to 964 code for a protein of 292 amino acids. The transcript has 2 exons. Gene Ontology annotation, cellular component: dynein complex.